AUGGCUGCUCAAGAAACAAAAUCUAAUAUCACAGAUUCUAACAUCUCAUCAGAGGAGUGUGAAGAUGCUAUGAUUAAGGAGCUGCCAAAUGCUCUGUUUUGGGAUGUCAUGGAAAUCCGAAAAUGGCAGGAUUUUUGGUUCGAGCCUGGCCUAAUUAAAUGUGCAAUGAAAUUCAACUCCUCCUUCCAAGCUAAAGACGACGACGUUAUUUUAGCAUCAGCUCCCAAAACAGGUACUACUUGGCUCAAAGCUCUUUGCCUAUACAUCUUGCACCAGAACAUUAAUAUUCCUGAAAACGAAGAUCUCUUAACUAAGGACAAUCCUCAAUUUCAUGUUCAGACCAUAGAGUCCACUAUUUACUCUACAAAACCAACUCCUGAUUUGUAUGCUAUGCCAUCUCCAAGACUUUUUCACACACAUUUGCCUUUCAGUUUUCUUCCUGAUUCUGUCAAGAACUCCAAUGGCAAGAUUGUAUGCAUAGCCCGGAACCCAAAAGACACGUUGGUGUCUUUAUGGCAUUUUUUCAACUCCAUUUUCAGGCCAAAUCAAGAACCCUAUCCAUUGGAAAAGGCAGUUGAGGAAUUCUGCACAGGGGUUCACCAAUACGGACCGUAUUUCGAAAAUGUGUUGGGAUAUUGGAUGGAAAAUCAGAAGAGGCCUGAUAAAAUAUUGUUCUUGAAAUAUGAAGAGAUGUUAAGGGAUCCUAAAGAGCAGGUGAAGAAAUUGGCUCUGUUUCUUGGGAAGCCAUUUGAGAAGGAAGAAGAUGUGGAGAAAGUUGUGUGGAGGUGUAGUUUGGAGAGGUUGAGGAAUUUGGAAGUGAACAAAAAUGGUUCUGUAAUUUAUGGAGUACCAAACAGUAGCUAUUUUAGGAAAGGAAUGGUUGGAGAUUGGAAGAAUUACUUGACUCCUGAAAUGGAACAUCUGAUUAACAAAACUACACUCCUCAAGUUCCAAGGAUCUGGACUAGAGUUGGAGAAUUGA
This is a messenger RNA of Nicotiana attenuata, 981 nucleotides long. Its product is annotated as cytosolic sulfotransferase 8-like. NCBI's taxonomy places the organism in Eukaryota, Viridiplantae, Streptophyta, Magnoliopsida, Solanales, Solanaceae. Gene Ontology annotation, cellular component: cytoplasm. Gene Ontology annotation, biological process: sulfation. The coding region runs from base 1 to 981 and encodes 326 amino acids. The record is from RefSeq and is a predicted model, not a curated record. The transcript has a single exon. Gene Ontology annotation, molecular function: sulfotransferase activity.